Messenger RNA from Stegostoma tigrinum, 2406 nucleotides. RefSeq names its product small integral membrane protein 30-like. Bases 163 to 339 code for a protein of 58 amino acids. The transcript has 2 exons. The record is from RefSeq and is a predicted model, not a curated record. Lineage: Eukaryota; Metazoa; Chordata; Chondrichthyes; Orectolobiformes; Stegostomatidae.
GAGAUCAUUUGGCGGUAUUACUGUUCCGAGGCUGCGUGUGUGUCCUGAAGCUUUAAGCAGCGGAAAAAUAACUAAACGUCAAGGCUGCAGGCGGAAGUUGUGAGCAAUCAUCUGAUACGGAGAGAGAGAGAGAUAUCAAGUGAUUCGGCUGCCACAUGCAACAUGGCUUCCUGGUGGGUUUGGCUAGCGAUUUGGAUGUACUUGUUGGCUCUGCUGCCCGGAGCGCAGGCUUUGGACGGAGGGGACGCGGUGGCACUGCUGCUGGGGUUGGCUCUCAGUGUGGUAGGAGUCUGUGCGUGUCUAGGCUGGUACUCUCGGAAGAGAAACGCGCAACUCUGAGAGCGGGGCAAGGAAGGAGGAAAGAAGCCAGAGUCUUUCCAAAGCAGCAACAAGCAAAGGGUACCCCCCCGGUCGCGAAAGCCUUAUUAUCCUCAGAGACACAACAAUCCUCCGGAGAGAGAGGGAGGUCACGCCGGAACAGACGGAGACACGUCUUCUUGGGUCUUACAGACUUUUUUUUGCACCAGCGCCGUGAGAAGUUGCCUGUUUGAUUGCUCCUGUUGGCGCGAUGCUGAGCCCCGUCGCACGCACACACACACACACACACACACCUUGUGUCUUCCCCAGGACCACCAGCUGCCCAUUGAGGAGCAUCCAACUCCAUCCUCUUCGGAACCACAGUGCGAGGGAAGGCUGCACUAACCAAGUUUUACAACCCUCGGGACGUUUCUGAAAAGCUUCAGUGAAAUUGUACUUUAAUUAUUUCCCCACCCAAAAAGAAACCACUCCGAUUUUUGGAGCGCCAAACCCAAAAUGAAACACGGAAGUUGAAGUUAAACGUGCUCGCUUUCUCCCGGUCCGCACUCUGAUGCAAACGUCGUCAUGUUUCUGAGCAAUUGUGACACUCUUUCCUCUCCCUCCGUUGUUGCACCAAAUCGUUAAAGUAACUUAUUUCAAGCAGUAGACGUUUUUUAGGUUUUGGUUUAAUUUUUUCCAUCCUUGUGUUCCUGAAUUCGGCUUCGCUUGAUUAUUGCCACCUAGCGUCGUUUCCCUUUGAAAGGGAUGUUCGUCAUAAAUGCAGUUCCUUGUUUGUGUUCUCUGAACAUUUACCCUCCAUCACUCUCUGGACUUCUCACCGGCUAAUGUAGAGAAGACAUUUGGUUCAUCCAGCAAACUAAUACAAUGAUUGGGAAAUGACCAGGCUGAGAGCUGAAGUUGAUCUAAUCAAACAGGCUGAGCACUAUUUGGGUCUGCUUAGAGAACUGCUAACAAUCAAGCGAUGGCCAACCCAUUCACUGUGAAGGCUGCUAACUUUGAAAUGUAAAAAUCUUCCUCUUGUCAUCGGAUUUUAUUUUUUAAAUGUGUCGUGCAGCAGGUAUUAGCAGUUAGUGGCCUUUGACAUUGUUAUAUCAUGGCAAUGUAGUUAAAUGACAAAUUUGAGUGGGUGGAGGUGAAACACCUUAAAUACCCUGGAUGUUUGUAGGUUUUGUAUGGUUUUUCUGCCUGUUUAUAUAGAUGAUACAAACAUUAGAGCAGUUCAAUGAAAUCACUUACGCUUGUUUAUUAGUAGCCCCAAAGCUUCCUUGAAAUGAUAUUUACUUUGCACUGUGAAUUGGACGUGUUUGUUUCAAGCUUUUAGGAUCAAUUAAACUUGUGAUAGGUAAGGACUGUCAAAUUUAUAAACUAGGCCUGCAAAGUUGUUUCAAAACUUUGAAAUCAAAGUCAAAUGUGAAAUUUACUUAGGCUGCACUUGCUGUUUUUUUUAGCUUCCAGCUUGAUCUUUUUUCUUCUUGGUGCUUCAGUGACUGUUAUUUCUGAACAUGCUGCAUCAUGAAAUUCAUAUAUCCUGUGGGUUAUUUGUAGUGCACAAUGCAUUGACAUUGUAUUCAUGAUAUGUACUAGAUUUUAUGAAUUAUGCACACAUCAAAAAUUGUGUUCAAGCAAUUGCAUUUUGUAUGUAUAUACAUCUUAAAAUGUUGUGCUGUGCUAAGUGUAUACCAAAAGAUACACCAGAUUUCCAAGUAUUAGCAAACUUAGUUUAAAUUUAAUCACUCAAAUUGUUGCACGUGCCAGUCGUUGAAUCUUCACUGAAGAUUCCAUCUUGUCAAAAAAAAAGGGUGUUUUAACUAGCCAUCUGCUGUGGUGAUGUUUUGAGUCAUGAUGGAACAGAAAUGCAAAACUAUACCUAUGUUUCAGUGUCAUCAUUCCUUUUGGUGUAUUGAGGUCUGUGUAACUUCUCCCCUCAAGCUGUACUCUGGGGAAGUAGUGGCAUAGUCACUCGACCAGUAAUCAAGAUACCCAGAUAAUGUUCUGGGGACCCGGAUUCAAAUCCAUGUCUGAUCCAUUGCAUUUGGUGAAAUCUGAAUUCAAUAAAAAUCUGGAACUACUCCAAUGAUGAACAUGAAA